AUAUAUACAAAAAAAACGGUUAUAACAAUUUUCAAUUUAUUUUUUCUGAAAAUUUUUCUUUCUAAAAACGCAUAUUCCAAAAUAUGUAGGAGCUUAGAUACUAGUAUAUUAAUUUCAUCUCUGUUUCACAGUUCAGCUGGUUGAAAAGAUCAAACAUACCUUUUAAACGCACUACAGGUCCUUUUUAUUGAUUUUUACCACAAAACAAGGACAAUACAUUCAAAUUUUCCACUAGUUCCUUGUGCGCACUCCAUGAUAAAAGUCGCCUUAGAUAGUGAAAGUAGUAAAAUUGUUAAAAAACGGAAAUCUGCUAAGAAUAGUUAACAAAAGAAAACUCUCAUUUAAUUUAAAGAAACUGUUUCUCAUAAAAUAUAACUAUUUCGUCUCGGACAUAAUAAUUGGCUUUAUAAAUAAUAGAGUGUUUACUUUUUGUGUAAAAUUUAUUAUUUUAUAGAUACCUACCUACUACAUUUUGUCUGUGUUGGGUAUAUUUUUUUAGUGUAGAAAACGGAAAUUGUAUUUUUCAUCUGUUUAUUACACUAUUUAAUCGAUAACUCAAAUGAAGUUUUAAAGAAUGUUUAAAAGAAUUUAACAAACGUUGGAAGUUCUUCGAGCAAUUUGGAACAGCUUUAAUAGUAGUUAUAAUACCAGAAACAAAUUGACAGGAAAAAAAUAUUUUGCAAACGACAACUGUCCCAAUAUGUACAAAACCAUAAGACAUGGGGAGAACAGCUUGCAAUACACAAUCCUUCCGCAGAACGAUGAUUCCCGGAUUGAAGGUAAACUAACAAGUGCAAGCAGCAACAAAGCGAAAUCAAAACGCUCUGUCCGAAGGCGAUUCUUUUUUGCGUAUCUGGGGCUUUUGUUUGUAUGUACUGUGAUCAUUGGAGCCAUUUUGGUUCCGUUCUUGGUCUCUGCAGAGUGCCUACCUAAUCCAUCUGAUUGGUUUUUGAAGACAAAGGCCGCAUUCACUGGCAGCUCAAAGCGACUUGCUGAAACCAGUUUGCCAGUGAAGAAAACAAAAACUCUCAGUUCCAAUAAUACCAGCACUACCACCGAUGCAAAAAACAAUAAUAACCAAAUCGAGAGUACAAUUAAAGCAUAUCCUGUGGAAAGCAGUAGCACAGCAAUACCACAAAUAUCAAAUCCACAAAUAGAUAUAGAGGAAUCAAGGGGUGCAACAGCCUCGGGUAGUACCGAAACUAGUAGUAACGUAGAAGCAACUCAAAUCUCAGAAUCGCGAAUAGGAAAUGAUUUCAUAGCUGAAGUGCGGUUUGAGGGUUUGCGAGGUCAAAUGGCAUCAAAAUUGGCACCAACAAUUGUUGUUACCACGGUAAGAAAUAAUGACCAAAACAAAGUACCCGUCACAGAAGGUAGAAUUCCUCCCACACUUACAACAUUGAUGCUAUCAACCAUUAGAACAACCUCAAUAUCUGCGUUUGGUGUUUCAAACAAAACUCAUCGUGUUAUGCAAGUACCUCUAUUAAAGUCAGCUGCAAAGAAGCCCAUCAUACCACCUGUAUUGGCCAAAACAAAUUCCCUUGGACGAGAAAGUGUAAAAAGUUCCAUCGAAGGCCAUCAAAUAAAGCACCAGGAAAAUGUGAAGAAGGAUCCGACUGAGCCAAACGAUUGGAUACGAUCACACUGGCCAUACAUAGAUCCGUCAACAUAUUUCCAAUGGACAGGUUACAAAACUGAAGAUAGUGUCAUACUGCCCGCUAUAUUAGGAGCUGCCUUGAUUGUCGUUAUAAUGAUUGUUGCUUUAUUUUUCGUAGCACGUAACAAACGAACUAUUGUAAGUUCGGUUCGAAAGCGUAAUAGGAAUGACAUUGAAGAAGCCGGAGAGGACAACACGACCCUUCUAACAAAUUCAAACUUGUCUGACGAUGAUUAAAUCAGCGACUUCUAGGUAACCAUUAAAGAUUUAUUUAACAGUUAAAAUUCAAGCGUAGCUUAUGCCGUCUUGCAAAAUAAAAUGCAAUCAAAAGGAAGAGUUUAAAACUCCAAGCAGAGCGCUUUUCACAAAUAAACUGAGUUUGAUCUUAAAUUUAAUAAAAAAUAUGUAAUAAUGUAAUAUAUUCUUACUAACAAACAUAAAUACAUACAUAUGUGUACUCUCCACUCAUUUAUUUAUAUAAAAAAAUAACACAAAAACUUAGAAUAUAGGUAUAUAAAACAAAAAGUAUUACAAAUUUGUUUAAAGUAAAAAAAAAAAACAAAAAAGACUGUAAAAGAUAAAAAAAUUAAUAUUUACAACAACAACAAAAAAAUCAAAAUAUACCUAAAUAUAUCUACAUUAUUAAAGAUGUGCAACCAUUAUACAUAUACAUGUGUAUUUAUGAAUUAAUGUGUACAUUUCCGGUUAAUUUAAGUUCAAAAUUUAAACCUUUUAAAGCAACAACUAAGGAACCGCGUAGUGUAAGUUUGUUUAUAAAAAUAAUAUAAUAAUAACGACAACUGGAUACCUUUAUUCAAAACAAAUUGAUACUAUAUAUUAUACAAACAAAAAUUCAAAUAUAUAAAAAAGGAAACCCGAAAAAAAAUUAGCGAGAAAAAUAGUUAUUUUUGUAAAAGUGUGAUAGAAGUAGAUAGAAUUUAUCCUUUUUUAUUUGAAGUAUAGAGAAUCAAAAGAUUAAAUGCAACCAUAAAAACAAAUUAUGAAGAUAUAUACUGCAAAUUUAAUUUGUAGCACGUCUAAUGUCCUGGCUUGCAUACUAUUGUUGUUGUAAUACUUUAACCAUUAGAAUACGAUUACAUCAGACACUUUGGACAUAUUAUAUGUCGAAAAAAAAUUACUGAAACGUCCAAAAUCAAGCGGUUGCCUUGAGAAAAAACAAAUAAUUUCGGAAGCGAAAAGUUUAACAUCCAAGUCUAAGGCAUUUUUGUAAGUAUUUUUGUAAAUAGGGUGAAAUAAGGGUUAAAUGAACUCUCAUAUUUGUACACUUAAUAAUGAAAGCGAAAUAAGUCCCUGCUAAAAAAAACCUGAAAGUUAAAAAAAUUAUAUACUACUUAACGUAUUUUAUCAAUUUCCAUUUUUGAAGUUAUACUUCUGUUGCGGCGUUGGGGUAUGAAAAUUCACAGUAGGUAGGGGAAAUACGUCCAAAAUGACAUACACGGACAAUAUGACAAAACCAGCCUUAACUUGAAAUGUGAACCACAUGUAACACUACCUCCUAGAAGGUGAAACCAAUGAAAUUUGAAAUUCUGUCAAAAUAACAACUCAUUUGACAGCCGCAAACCAAAAAUAUAAAGUAAAGUUUGUUUAUAGGAGCUGUUUUUUUAAUGGGGUUGGGCUAAUUUUGUUAUUUGGUGAGUUGCAUGUGACAGUUUUUAACGACAGUUUACAAUACAAAGUUUAAAACUAAUUAAUAUUUUUUAUGAAAUAGGGGUUUAAAACAGGGUUUUGUAUAAAAAUGUGUCAAAACUACGAUAUGGACAAAAUGACAUACCUUCAACUUCAUAGAAAUUGUUAUUGUUUUUUUUUAUUUUAACUUAAAAUAUGCCACUGAGGUAUAAGCGAACUUCCGACCGCAAAUCAUGGUUCAGGGGAUGUGGGCGCCAUUGAAGCUGCUAAUAAAAACAAAUUGCGCGGGCUUGCAACAUCAAAAACAUUUGGUGUCGCGCAGGCUAUAUUAGGAUGAAGCGCAAUGGCCACCAACAAGUUUUUUAAAGCUAAUACAAAGUACUAUACUCUGUCCGAUAAAAAUUGGCAGUACAGGCCUUAUGGGAGAGCUUUUUCAAAAUCAGUGGGACCUAACGACUGCCAAAAAGCAAUUCACGAAAAAUAUGCCCCUGAAACACACAAGAAAACCACAGACGCGCCAUGGCAUUGUUGUUGUAAUUUCUUUACUAAGCGAAGUACACCCUCCUAUGACCGAUCUGCCACACGAUCUGUGGCAGAAUGAAACUCAAUGAUAAAACUUUUCAGGAUUAAUGCUUUUUCAAGCUUUUAAAAUGAAAAAAAGCAUUAUGUGUUGUCGUGGUGUUGGUGGCUGUUUGUUUUUUAUUUUGUGUAUGAAGGAAAACAGUUAUUGUCAACAUUUUGACAUGCAUUUUAACAUUUCAACAGGAAAAAUAGUUUACCCUUGCUUGGGGUCGGGCUGUGUUUUAAAUGAGUGAAUUUUUUGUUUUGUUAUUUUGGUGUUAAACGAAAAAUUAAUUUUUUUUUUCGUUUUUGUGAAAUUUUACCGAUAAAAUGGUAACGCUGGUACCUUUUCGAAACAUUUUUUUCGGAUAAUACGGCAUCGCUGUGUGAGCUUUUUUAUGUGAUAGACAUAUCCAGAAGGCGUGAAGCAGAGUGAGAUGCAAAUGCCCUAUCUUCCCUGUACUGCCAAUUUUUAUCGGACAGAGUAUAGGUAUAUUGAAGUUAGAUUUCCUUUGAAAAUCUACUCUUGCCAACUUAUUUGUUCAUAUAAAACGUCAUAUGUCGUUUUGUCCAUAUGACCUAUGUUAUUUUGUCCAUACGAUAUGGACAAAAUGAAUUUCGAUACUUUUUUUUCAAUGUUUUUAAAAACUACUACAAAAUGUUCCUAAUAAUUCAAAGAAUUAAUAAAAAAAUGCAAAGAUUGUGUUAUACACCACGGGUAUUAUUUUAUUGACGAAAAAGCUUAUGGUAUGUCACAUUGGACGUACUUCCCCUACACAUAAAAAGGAAAUAUCUUCCAAACUGACAUUGGUCGCCAAAUUGUCAAGUUUUGUCAGCUACCGUAAUUCUUAGUUGUUUUAAAUUGCUGACGAAAAACGCACAAAAACCGAAAUACCACGCACACCACUAAUUUUGUAGCAAUUUAUUGACCUUUUUCCGAGAAGUAAAACGAAGAAAAUUUUUUAUUUUUCUAUUUAUAAUUUUUUCAAAUGACAUUUUAUAAAUUAAAACAAAAACAAAUUUCCUUUUUAAGCCUAGUACGCUGCUGAUGCGAAACGAAAAAUUUUCAAGUCUCCAAAGUCGACAACGAAAAUGGGCACGUUCAAACAGUUAACAUAAAGCUAUCGGAUAGCUUUUUGUUGUUGUAAACAAUGUUAAAAAUUAGCAAAGAAACGAACCAUUUUCUGUCAAAAAAUAAUCUGAAGGUAUCCGAGAAUUUCUGGUAUACCUCACGUAUCCGAUUGAUCAGCUGAUAAACACUUGCCCUUUUUUUAUUUUGAUUACUUUUUGCGCGACUAUUCAGCUUGAAAAUAAAAUAAAUUUGCAAGAAAUAUAGUUAAAUCGAUUGUGCAAGUACUAAGUAACAAUAAAAAAAAGGAAUUUGCUCAAAAGAAUCAAUUUUCUUUUUUCAUAUUUUUUUGUUGCUGCUUUGGCAAGCUAUCUGGAUAGCUUUUCGUCCAAAAAGAUAUUCCAGAUACGGGUAUCCCAGAUAGCCUAUCCGAUAGGUGUUUGAACGUGCCCAAUGCUUACGAAAAAAUAUUAUCGAGUAUUCUGUCAAAGUCAAAAUAAAAAAAUUCAAAAUUGAUUUAGAAUCAAGAAAAUAAUUUUUAAAGUCAGAAAUAAAUGAAUUAAAAGUGAAAAAACCGUCAACAAUGUUCUUGGAGUCAAGAAAAAUGCACAGGACAGUAAAAAGUAAGGGACAAAUGAAUGAAAACUCUCCAAUUUUUCGCUAUAGCUGUGACCCAUUCUUUUAUUAAAUAAAGUUAACUUUGGUUUUUGUGUCAAAAAAAUCGUUGUAUUUGUUUUUGUUAGAUUUUGUUAGGAAAUUUCAACUUUGAUUUAGAAACGACUAAUGUUACAUUUUGUUGAUCUGUCAAAACAAAAUUUUUUGAGAUCAAUUUUAUGAAUGACAAGAAGGAAUUAAUUUGGUACUGAAAUAAUUCUUUUAAAUUGAAUUCUAAGCAAAUUGAAACAAAAAUAUGCAUUACAUAAUUUCAAAUAUGAAAACAAACAAAAAAUUCUUUUCUCACAUCUUCCCCUCUCAUCCCCAUUUAGUUGUGUUUGACAGAUAAACAUUGAAACUCAAGUCCAGAAGCUGAGUUGGAAAAAGUUACAAAAUGUAACUAUUUGACACUUCAACAUUGGAUUUAGGAACGAUGUUGUGAGGCCACGAUGUUACACUUCGUAACUUUUUUCUUAUUUAGGAACGAUGAAAGUUAACUAUUGUUAACAAGAGUUAACAUCGGCGAAUAAAAGAACGCACUUCUACGUACUGAAAAACGAAAAGCAAAACGAAAUUUUCCGUUCAGGAUUUCGUUAAAGAAAUUUUGUAUGGAAAAUUUCUUUUCGCUUCAGCAGAGUACAAAUUUCCUGUUUAAUACGAUUGAAAUAUAAAAAUUAAAGACCGACCUGAAAGAUUGGUGCCCAUUUUUGACAAACUAAUUUUGACAACGUUCGGAUGAUAUAACUUUAUUUUGUGUACUGUGACCCAAACAGACCUUAAUAUAUCACAUAGUUUAAAAAAUAAUUGUCAUACCAAUGAUGUUUUAAACAAAUUCUAAGCAGUUGAAAAAAAAAAUUAAUUUGCUAGCACAGAUUUAAAUCAGUUGAAAAGGUUAAGCCCAGAGAAUUCUCCGGGCUAAACACCUAAGCCCGACACGGACUAAGGUGUUCUUGCAUUUAACAUGUAAAUUGCUUAGCCCAGACUCCGUUUUUUUUUGUUCCAGUUAAGUCAGGUCGUAAUAAAAACACACUUACCCCUCUAUUCUGACAAACCUCACAAGUCACAAAAACCUCACAAGGUGAUCAUAAUUCGAUUUUGUGAGAAUUUAUUUCUCACAAACUUCUUUCUAGCAAAAGUCCACCUUGUGAGUUGUGGCCUCCUUCAGGGCAGAUCACAAAUUCGAAAACCUCACAAUAUCAAAUUCAGCUCAAAUUCACAACUAAGAAUUACGGUAGCUGGUUGUCUACCGUGGCAGCUGCCCGCGGCAGUCGAAACAGUUGGCAGUUUUGCACAUUGAAUAUAAGUUUCGCCAAGGAACCACGGACUUUUCACAUGCUCGAGCAGCAACUACCUUUUUUCCAAUCCACUAAAUAAUCAAAAAAAAAGAAAAAUAAAACAUCCAAAAGUGUAAAACAUAAAAUUUUCACAAACUUCUUGACAGUUUUACAUUUUGCCAACACUAAGGGCCUUAUGAAUAAUGAAUCGCUAAACACACGUUUAAGUAUCGUCGGGUUUAAUUUUACCGUCGCGUUAAAUUGGGUUUAUACUAAUAAUCAAAAUAAACACUUUUAACUAACUAAUUGUUUAACUAAUUGUGCUUCUAUUAGCUGCGUUCCUUUGGAAAUAUUUAUCUACUUUUUAGUACUUAAAGCUGCUUUGAACUACUUUUUCAGUAUAGCAAAGUAGAUCAAAGUAGUUUUAAGUACUAAAAAGUAGAUAAAUAUUUCCAAAGGAACGCAGCUAUUACCAGAUCUAUUACAUUUGUUGUCAAAAUGACAUAAUUGAAGUGACAUUUGUAAUAAUGAACAAAAAUAUAACUACAAAAUACCUACAUACCUUCAUAUAUUUUUAUUUUGGUUGUAAAAAUUAAAAAAUGGAGCCCAAGCAAGGAGGCCAAAAGUGCAUUAAAAAAAUGUUCAUCUAUUGUGAAGUACGACGAUAGACUGACUCAAUACAAUGGUGUAGUUGUGGCAGCAGCUGAGCAAAAAGUUGAGAAUUAUUCAACUUGCGCUACAAGCUACAGCCACAGCUACACCAUUGUAUUCAGGGGGUUAGUUUUCUUUUCUGAAAGUAAUGAAUAUUUAUUAAUAAAAAAGAUAAAUAUUUAUAAACAAAUACAUUUUUCCAUUUACUUAUUUAAUAAAUUGCCGCCAAUAUUAUUAAUUUUUCUCAACAGCUUGUUGACUUGACAAAUGUUUUUUUUUUUGCUGACAAAUGACAGUACAAACCGUGCGUUUACAUUUAACCGCGCGUUUAUAGUUCAGUUUCCCAACUAUAAAAUUAACGUGGCGUUAACCCUUAACCUGACUAUUAAAUUGGUUAUUGGUAUGGAGAAAUAUUUAACGCUCAGUUAAAUAUUUAACUGAGCUUUAAAUUUGAUUAUUGGUAAGGCCCUAAAAAUCUAUUUCGAAUCCGCAAAUGCGGAGCUUCCACAUGAAUUUGGACAUCUGCAUCAACCUCCGCAUACGCAAUAAUCAAUGCGGAUUUUCAUGCGGAUGCAAAGAAGUUGAAUGGAAAAGUGCAAAAAGUCUGAAUGUUAAUGGAGAUCUUUCUUUCCGGACAAAAAUAAGAGCCAAUGUCGAGAUAAACCUUCUUCAUUUUGAAGACUUUAACGACUACUUCAACCCACUCUACAAGGCAAUGUUCUAAGGGAACAAUUAUUUAGUAGCGCGGGCUUAAUUAACCAACCUCUGUGUAACCGACGUCAAUUUAUCUUAUUAAAUACAAAACAAAACUUUUUAUUAAUAACUGUAUCAUUGUUUUAAUUUAUUUAUAUUCAUUUUGUAUUACAAGAUCUUAUACAUCCGCAUCCGUAUUUGUAGAUGUGAACUUUCAAAAAUCCGCAUUCGCAUCCACGUAUGUAAAAAAAAUUCGCAUCCGGCUGCUGCGCGGCAACAAUGUUGGCUUGCCGUGCAUAAUGAAUACGCGCCUUAGAUUUGUUAUCAAAUCUUAUUAAGUGAUGGGAUUAAUAAUAAUUAAAAACAUAUUGUAAUAACCAAGUUGUUGUUUCAUUAAAUAUGUAUUUUUUUUUCAUUUAGUAUAAUUUACUUGAGAGAAAAUCGAACGUAUAAAUGCAAUCUUGUAAGUAAAAAUGCCUUAGUCUGGAUUAUCUACAUGUAUGUUGACUUAAAUAAUAAAUCAUUUGUUGCUUCAUAGUUCCAAGUUCAGUUUUAAAAUACGCUCUUGGUAAUAUCGAAUAUAAGCCACUUAAGUGCCCCUCAUUUAUGCCUUUGGUCAAAACUGGAUCUAAACGUAACUAAACGGUGUAAACUCUGAGUUAACCUGGUAAACGUGUUAAAGUGGUUGUGUGUCAAAAUUUUGUAUGAGUUUGAUAGUUUGUUUACCACAUUAACCAUUUUACUAGGUUUAAUCGGGGAAAACACCGUUGCAUGAACACCCCUAAUAAUAUUAUACUGACGGUAAAUAUCUUUUCUGACAAAACUAAAAUUUGAUUUUUUUUUUCGUUUCCAAGAAAAAAGGAUUUAUAGAUAGUUUAAAGUUUAAGAUGCACGGGUGCUUUCAUAAUUGCAUGGUUGCUUUGUUUACAUGCGGUCAUUUGCGAUCAGACUAAUGUCAGAAAAACUAUUUGCGCAUGUAUUUUACUUUGAAUUUAUGAACACUUUUUCUGAUUUGCGUCAUUUGUCAAAAUUUUUAAGUUGCAAUUCAGCCUCUUCUCCAAAAUUAACAAUAUAUUAUCUUAUUUCCAUCCUUUAAGAAAAAAAACUUUUUUUUUAAACAUUUCUGUCAAUAUUUACAAAUUUAUUAUAUCCAAGAAAUUCGCGGCUAUUUUUGUUAUUUUGACUUGAACUUUGAAUUUCCAAUUAACAAUUUGACAGAAUUGAGAAACAAAGAAAAGCUGUAUCAUCUUUUACGUCAUGUUCCUUCUUUCUUUAAGUUUAAAUUCAUUGCACAUGAGAAUUUUUUCAUUUGCACAUUUGCGCUGCAAAUAUUUGCGUUUUACAUUUAUGAACACCUGACAUUUGUCAUUUGGAUUAUAUGAAAGCUUUGCAUUCGUCAGACUUGCGCAACCAUGCAUUUAUGAAAGCAUCCGUGGUCUAGGUCUAGGCUGAUCGUAUAAAAAAAUUUGCGGGUAUUUAUUAUUGUAAGAGGGUAUAAGAAAAUAUUUUGUUGGUUUCAUUUUCUGUCGAUCUUAAAAAAAAUUGAUUUCUAUGAUUUCAAAAACUAUUGAUUGAUAUAACUUAAUUUAAUAAUGUGAUGGAAAUAAGAAUUAAGUGUGGAAUUUUGGCUUUUGAAAAAAGUAUCAUUGAAAAUUAUAAGUGUUGCCGUCGUUUUUAAAUAAGUUUUUUUUAUUUUGAUUAAUUUUUUAGAAAAUUGCCUCUGGCCUAUAGUAAAAAAUGCUUGUAUUUGACUCCUCUACAGGAAUCUGGUUUUUAUUUAUACCGCGUUAGUUAUCGUACUCCUGUCAAAGAUGGCUAAAGCCGACUUUUCAUGAGUCGAUUUUAACCGCACAAUAUGUCACACGGCUGAAGUCAACUAGGGUCUUUCUUUGCGGAUUGUCACUUAAGUCACCUGCGGCUUACAUGCACACGAGUCGACUUACGCCGAAAAACUUCGUCGCACGGCAAAAAUCGACUCAUGAAAAUUCGGCAUAAUAUGUAUUUGUCGUUAGCAGAUUAUAUAUAGUACGUUAAGUGGCCCAUACACACCACAUUUUUGUGCGCACAGGUAUCAUAGCACAACCCGUGGCCACACCUAUCGUGACACCGACACCAAAAAGUUUUAAUUUUAGUCGCUCCGGUGUGCGCACAGAUUAGCUGUGUUUGAGCGGGCGGGCCACACCACACCGGAAAGGUAUGUCUGUCAAUAAAGUUUGAUUUUUAUUUAGGCUUAACUUCAUUGGCCCAAAAAAAUGAAGAAGUGCAAAAGUGAAAAUUUUCGAACUAAUUUUGUGGUGAUUUCCCGGAAUGAACUUACGAAAAUGAUUCAAAAACCUUAAAUUUUGUUUGUACAAAAAAGGGAUACCUACCUAACGUUUUACACAAACGAAUUGCGA
This is a messenger RNA of Episyrphus balteatus (marmalade hoverfly), 10602 nucleotides long. RefSeq lists its product as uncharacterized. Bases 701 to 1894 code for a protein of 397 amino acids. The record is from RefSeq and is a predicted model, not a curated record. The transcript is spliced from 3 exons. Lineage: Eukaryota; Metazoa; Arthropoda; Insecta; Diptera; Syrphidae.